Messenger RNA from Aspergillus ochraceoroseus IBT 24754, 279 nucleotides. RefSeq lists its product as uncharacterized. The coding region runs from base 1 to 279 and encodes 92 amino acids. The transcript is spliced from 2 exons. The record is from RefSeq and is a predicted model, not a curated record. NCBI's taxonomy places the organism in Eukaryota, Fungi, Ascomycota, Eurotiomycetes, Eurotiales, Aspergillaceae.
AUGCUUUUACUAUACCAAUGGCCUGAGAGUAUUACCAACGAAGCCGGUAACCCAUGCAGAACCCUGCGUGAAUUCUACGGCGGGCCAUUUUUCAACGGAGAAGGCGGGUUUCUUUAUCAGAACUUGAUUCCAAGCCGGUCAAUCGAUCAAUCAUUCCCUUGCUUGCCCGGUAAUGACAAGGAUGCUUUUAUGUCAUUUAUAAGCUGUAUGCUGACCUGGGACCCGGAGAAGCGAAAGACGGCGCGCGAAUUAAUGGAGCAUCCAUUUCUGAUUGGAUAA